AUGUUAGAUGAACUAUAUAAAGCAGAACGUGGAGAGAUGGAAAAGAAACUUCAAGCAAAAGAUGAAGUCAUUGAAUCCAAAGACAAAAGCAUACAGAAAAGAAUACCGCGUUCAGUACCAAAAGGAAAGGAAAAGAGUUAUAAGUAUAUGAUUUAUACUGAAGAGUUGGAGAAAGAAGAAGAUAAAGAUAUGGUUAUGUUACAUUUAGUCAGAAGAAACAACAAAAGCUUUUAUGACUUAGCUAAAAUAUAUAAAUCUGACAGAAACUGGUUCUAUCGUGAAAACUUACCGAUUUCAAUGACACCGAAUGAGCAAAUAAAGGAAAUUGUCAAAAAUACUCUUCCUCAAACACACUAUGACAUCAAAGGUUGCACAAUACUUACAUUCAAAGAAGACUUACCAUUACUGAAGGAAAAAAUAACAGAAUAUUUCGAUAACUUCAAAGAGGAAGAAUAA
This is a messenger RNA of Trichomonas vaginalis G3, 456 nucleotides long. RefSeq lists its product as uncharacterized. The coding region runs from base 1 to 456 and encodes 151 amino acids. The transcript has a single exon. The record is from RefSeq and is a predicted model, not a curated record. NCBI's taxonomy places the organism in Eukaryota, Parabasalia, Trichomonadida, Trichomonadidae.